Molecule: messenger RNA, 1098 nt
Organism: Microsporum canis CBS 113480
Lineage: Eukaryota; Fungi; Ascomycota; Eurotiomycetes; Onygenales; Arthrodermataceae
Product: cytochrome c peroxidase
Exons: 4
Coding region: 1-1098 (365 amino acids)
Biological process (GO): hydrogen peroxide catabolic process; response to reactive oxygen species; cellular response to oxidative stress
Molecular function (GO): heme binding; peroxidase activity
Source: RefSeq, a predicted model, not a curated record
AUGGCUUCUGUUGCCCGUACCUUCUCCAGAGCUCUUGCUCGCGGCGCCUCCGCCAGACCCUCGGCAACUCGCAAUGCUGCCCGAUUCGCCCUUCCUGCACAGACCUACAGGGCCUCUUCACGGAGAGGUUACUCUACCGCUUCUGAGCCCCAAAAGUCUUCCUCUGGGAUGUACUGGGCUCUCGGAGCUGUUGCCGUUGCUGCUGGUGGAACCUACUACUACAUGAACAACGAGAGCUUCGCUGCCGCCCAGAAGCCGUUUGUCCCAACCAAGGAAGACUACCAGAAGGUCUACGAUGAGAUUGCGCAUCUCCUUGUGGAGAAUGACGAUUAUGAUGAUGGUAGCUACGGACCUGUUCUCGUUCGUUUGGCCUGGCACGCAUCCGGCACAUACUGCAAGGAUACCAAGACCGGAGGAAGCAAUGGAGCUACCAUGAGAUUCGACCCUGAGGCUAACCACGGAGCCAACGCUGGACUCAAGGCUGCCCGUGACUUCUUGGAGCCCGUCAAGGCCAAGUUCCCAUGGAUCUCGUACUCUGAUCUCUGGACCCUCGCAGGUGCCUGUGCCAUCCAGGAAUUGCAGGGUCCCACCAUCCCAUGGAGACCUGGCCGCAAGGACAACGAAGCCUCAGCCUGCACUCCAGACGGCCGCCUUCCUGAUGCCUCGAAGGACCAGAAGCACAUCCGAGACAUCUUUGGCCGCAUGGGCUUCGAUGAUCGUGAGAUGGUUGCUCUCUGUGGUGCUCAUGCCCUUGGCCGUGCCCAUGCUGAUCGAUCCGGCUACGACGGCCCAUGGGACUUCAGCCCUACCGUCAUGACCAACGAGUUCUUCAAGCUCCUGCUCUCUGAGAAGUGGGUUAACAAGAAGUGGUCCGGCCCCGCCCAGCUUACCGAUAACAAGACCAAGACCCUGAUGAUGCUUCCCACCGACAUGGCGCUGAUCAAGGAUCGUGAGUUCAAGAAGCAUGUCGAGCGCUACGCCAAGGACUCGGACGUUUUCUUCAAGGAAUUCUCUGAAGCUUUCGUCAAGCUCCUUGAGCUCGGUGUUCCAUUCACCUCUAAGCCAGAGGACCGAUUCGUCUUCAAGGCUUCCGAGUAA